Molecule: messenger RNA, 4155 nt
Organism: Pipra filicauda (Wire-tailed manakin)
Lineage: Eukaryota; Metazoa; Chordata; Aves; Passeriformes; Pipridae
Gene: CUL2
Product: cullin 2
Exons: 22
Coding region: 127-2451 (774 amino acids)
Biological process (GO): protein ubiquitination; SCF-dependent proteasomal ubiquitin-dependent protein catabolic process
Cellular component (GO): SCF ubiquitin ligase complex; Cul2-RING ubiquitin ligase complex
Molecular function (GO): ubiquitin protein ligase binding
Source: RefSeq, a predicted model, not a curated record
UGGGUAAUGGCAGCGCUGUGAGGACGGAGCGGGGCAGCGACCGCGGCCGAGGGCAGGAGCGAGGGAGGCCGGGCGGGGGUCGCUGACUCGGGCCCCGGGCCGCCAGAUUAACACUAAAGCCCCACAAUGUCCUUGAAACCACGAGUAGUUGACUUUGAUGAAACAUGGAACAAACUUCUAACGACGAUUAAAGCUGUUGUUAUGUUGGAUUAUGUUGAAAGAGCAACGUGGAAUGAUCGCUUCUCAGACAUUUAUGCUUUGUGUGUGGCCUAUCCUGAACCUCUUGGAGAGAGACUUUAUACUGAGACUAAAAUUUUUUUGGAAAAUCACGUACGCCAUUUGCACAAGAGAGUUCUGGAAGCUGAAGAACAAGUACUGGUUAUGUAUCACAGAUACUGGGAAGAGUAUAGCAAAGGGGCAGACUAUAUGGACUGUUUAUACAGGUACCUCAACACACAGUUUAUUAAGAAGAACAAAUUGACUGAAGCUGAUCUUCAGUAUGGCUAUGGAGGGGUGGAUAUGAAUGAACCUUUGAUGGAAAUUGGAGAGCUAGCUCUUGAUAUGUGGAGAAAAUUAAUGAUUGAGCCACUGCAGGCCAUCCUUAUUCGGAUGCUCCUCCGAGAAAUAAAAAACCCAAGCACUCCUCCUACAAGGCAAGCUGAAUAUCAACUUAAGCAUUUUUGUUCCAACACAAAAGGAAGCCGACAAGAUCUUGAAUUUGAUCGCUGUGGAGAAGACCCAAACCAGAAAGUAAUCCAUGGGGUUAUUAACUCCUUUGUUCAUGUUGAACAGUAUAAGAAAAAAUUCCCCCUAAAGUUUUAUCAGGAAAUUUUUGAGUGUCCUUUUCUGAAUGAAACAGGGGAGUAUUAUAAACAAGAAGCUUCAAAUUUAUUGCAAGAGUCAAAUUGCUCACAGUACAUGGAGAAGGUUUUAGGUAGAUUAAAAGAUGAAGAAAUGAGGUGUCGGAAAUACUUGCAUCCCAGCUCAUAUGGCAAAGUGAUUCAUGAAUGCCAACAGAGGAUGGUAGCUGAUCACUUGCAGUUUCUACAUGCAGAAUGUCACAAUAUUAUCAGACAAGAGAAAAGAAGUGACAUGGCAAAUAUGUAUACUCUGCUUCGUGCUGUGUCAAGUGGUUUACCUCAUAUGAUUCAGGAACUACAAAACCAUAUCCAUGAUGAGGGCCUUAGAGCAACCAGCAAUCUUUCUCAGGAAAAUAUGCCAACUCAGUUUGUGGAGUCAGUUUUGGAAGUACAUAGUAAAUUUGUGCAACUCAUCAACACUGUUUUGAAUGGUGAUCAACACUUUAUGAGUGCCCUUGACAAGGCUUUGACAUCAGUAGUUAACUAUAGGGAACCCAAGUCAAUCUGCAAAGCACCUGAGUUGCUGGCCAAGUACUGUGACAACUUGUUGAAGAAAUCAGCAAAAGGAAUGACAGAGAAUGAAGUAGAAGACAAACUUACAAGUUUCAUUACUGUUUUCAAAUACAUUGAUGACAAAGAUGUAUUCCAAAAGUUCUAUGCCAGAAUGUUGGCAAAAAGAUUAAUUCAUGGUUUGUCUAUGUCUAUGGAUUCUGAAGAAGCCAUGAUAAAUAAACUAAAGCAAGCCUGUGGUUAUGAAUUUACCAGCAAGCUCCACCGAAUGUAUACAGACAUGAGUGUUAGUGCUGAUCUCAACAAUAAAUUCAACAACUUUAUCAAAAACCAGGACACGAUUAUAGAUUUGGGAAUUAGCUUUCAGAUAUAUGUUCUACAGGCUGGUGCAUGGCCUCUAACUCAGGCUCCUUCUUCUACAUUUGCAAUUCCUCAGGAACUGGAAAAAAGUGUACAGAUGUUUGAAUUAUUUUACAGUCAGCAUUUUAGUGGAAGGAAGCUUACUUGGUUACAUUAUCUUUGUACAGGUGAAGUAAAAAUGAACUAUUUGUGCAAACCUUAUGUAGCCAUGGUCACAACAUACCAAAUGGCAGUGUUGCUUGCCUUCAACAACAGUGAGACUGUCAGUUACAAGGAGCUUCAGGACAGCACACAAAUGAAUGAGAAGGAACUGACAAAAACCAUCAAAUCUUUGCUUGAUGUCAAAAUGAUAAACCAUGACUCAGACAAGGAAGACAUAGAGACAGAGUCUACGUUUUCAUUAAAUAUGAACUUCAGCAGUAAACGAACAAAAUUUAAAAUUACAACAUCAAUGCAGAAAGACACACCACAGGAGAUGGAACAGACCAGAAGUGCUGUAGAUGAAGACAGAAAAAUGUAUCUCCAAGCUGCUAUAGUCCGUAUCAUGAAAGCACGUAAGGUGUUGCGACAUAAUGCUCUAAUUCAGGAGGUAAUCAGCCAAUCAAGAGCUAGGUUUAACCCAAGUAUCAGCAUGAUUAAGAAGUGUAUUGAAGUUCUGAUAGACAAACAGUACAUAGAGCGAAGCCAGGCCUCUGCAGACGAAUACAGUUAUGUAGCAUGAUGUUGCUAUCCUGCAGGUAUGAUUGUAAGGAGAUCAUUGCUGUCACUGUUUGGUGUGUUCCUGUGGGAAGAGGCAGGCCUGUGCCUCCAUAAUUGGUCACUUGGCAGCCCCUGUUUUUCUGCUGUUUACAACAUCACCAGUGCCAUGUCAUGAGCGUCAAUGAAAAUGCCUAUAGAUAUUUCAAGCUCAUGUCAUUAUGACAUUUCUUAAAACUUUACUAAAAGAAUGAGUGAAGUAUUGCUGAAAUGUGAUGAAUUGGUUGGGUACCAUGCUUUUUUUUUUUUUUCCCCUCCCCUUUCACGUUUGCAGUUGAUGUUUUUUAAUGUAUCUUAAGACAAAGUAAAAAAAAAAAAAAAUCACACAAAAAACCUAAAUAUUGUAAUAUGACAGAUAACCUAAUAAUUGUAUCUACAUUAAAAUGUAAAAAAAAAUGACGAACAUGAUACUGCUGCUUGUCAAAUAAAAAAAUAAAGUUAUAUAAUGUGUCUCGAAUGAUUGUAGAGCUGGAUAUAGCAUUAAUGUCUGUAAAUAUUAUUCAGGCCUGAAGAGUAAAAAUAAUGUUAUGUGUUUGGGUUUUGGAUAACCUCAGAAGUAGAUCUGACGUAAGAACUAAUUUAUAUAAAACUGAAUACCAGGUAUGUCAUGUUUGAUGUGAUUAUAAAAAAAUAUUUAUGGUUAAGUGCACAUCUUGUUUUCUUGAGAUUAGGCUGAUUUACAUUCUUAGUGCCUGAAGGCCUACUCUGUGUCUGUUAAUCUCGCACUGUAGGAAUACCUUACAAGAGAAAAUAAACUGACAUUUGAGGGGAUUUAAUAGUGUAGUUCACAAACAGGAAUAGUUAUCACAAACAUCAAAGAUAUAGUUCAGUGGCUUGUGAAACCACCUUCUUAAUGGGAAAACAUAUACCAGACUGGUAACUGAAAGCUGUUUUUUCACUAAUGUAUUAGGUAGAAACACUACAUGGAGAUCGGUACCUGUGUUUGUUUCCACAUAAGCCCGUGCAGCAUCUUGACUCAUAUGGUUGUUUUGAUUGUGUUUUGUUUUCCUCUACCCCAAUUAGAUUUCCAGCUAUUUGGGUGGGACAAGAGAUCCACGGGCUAUUUCAUGUCCUGUAUUGUUCGUCAGGGUUGGCAUGGUGACUGUUCACUCUCACAUAAGCCAAGUAUAAUUUUAUAAGGUUCUAGCUCUACCACUGGAAGUAACUGGAGUUUAAGAGCAUUGAGAGUUUGAACACACUGAAUCCCUGCUGCAGAAAAGAGCUUCCUCGUGGCUAUACUUGCAAUUAUGAUUGAUAGGAUAAAUAUUAAGUUAACUUUAAAUGUUCUAUUUUUGCCAAAUUUUAUUUGUGUGCAUAUGAAAAUAUAUAUGUAGAUAUAUACUAUUUGCAAUAUUUUUCUAGAUUGUGUGAUAACACCUACUAAAAGUCCACAGAUCAAGAAUUAAUUUUAGAGAAAAAAAUCCUUUGGAGGGAGCUUUUUCCUUUUUUCUUUUUCUAGUUCUUCACUGUAUGAAAGGUUUCUCUCUAACUCUCAGAUUAUUGCUGUCUCUUAUUUCUUAAGUGGCAUUGCAUUCAUAUGUUAUCUGGAGGAUAUAGGAAACUUUCUAUAAUUAACUAGGAAAUGAAUCAAGAAAUGGUACUAUGUUUUUCUGAUGUGGAUUUUGCUGAGGAUGAAUAAAGGGCAAUAAACGAUGAAGGUCAGUAAACA